AUGGCCGUGACAGCGACCCCCAGCCAGGUCAAUGCAAUGAUGAUAACAGAAAGAGUCACUUCCAUAUUCUCUCUCCUCGGCAUUCUCUUCAUUCUGGCCACCUUCCUGCUGGGAAGAGGCUUCGAUAAACCAAUCAACCGGCUUUUCUUCUUCGCAUCAUUCAGUAACUUAGGCAUGAACAUCGCAGCCUUGAUUGCCGAAGAUGGCGUUUCUGCAGGCCAGAAUUCGUCGCUGUGCCAAUUCCAGGCUUUUGCUAUACAAUGGUUUCUCGGAGUGGAUACCCUCUGGGCUUUGUGCAUGGGCUUCAAUGUUUACCUCGCCUUGUUCCGUGGAUGGACCUCAGAGCGCAUGCGGAGACAAGAGUGGAAAUACUUCCUCGCGUGCUAUGGAUGCUCCUUCAUACCAGCCCUGGUAUAUCUUUUCGUGAACACCAAAAGCCGAGGAAAGAUAUACGGUCCAGCUCUCCUCUGGUGUUGGGUGUCCCCGAAAUGGGACUUUCUCCGCGUGGCAACCCUCUACGGCAUCGUGUGGGUCGCACUCCUCUUCGCCUGGAUCAUCUACCUGAUGGCUUUCCGCAAAGUGUGGAACAACCGCCACCAACUCCAAGGCUUCUUCAACCCCUUCAACGAAAACCCCUUCGAAGGCACCGUCACCACCGAAGUCGACGUCACAACCUACGCCCGCCGCGACUCCGCCCUCAAACCCGCCGGUCACAACACCACCACCGCCCCCGACGCCGAACUCGCCAUCCCCGGCACCGAGCCCGCCCCAACGGCCGGCUUCGACCCCUACAGCGUCAACGUCGAAGCCGCCCCCCCCGCCCCGCCGCACCGGCACCACCGGAGCGACCCCACCGCCUCCGCCGCCCCGGACCUCCUCCGCGUGCGCGCCCUGACCCGCACCGCCGCCCUCCGCGAGACGAACCCCGAAGCCUGGCUCUACGCCCGCGUCGCCUUCCUCUUCUUCGGCGCGCUCCUCCUCUCCUGGGUGCCCUCGAGCGCGAACCGGCUCUACGCCCUCGCCCACCCGGCCCGCUACAGCUUCGGCCUCAACUACGCCGAAGCCCUCGUCCUGCCCCUGCAGGGCUUCUGCAACGCCCUCGUCUACGCCGUCACGUCGCGCUCCGCGUGCCGCGAUCUGUGGCGCUCGGUGGCGGGGACGGGCGGCGGCGGUGGAGGGGCGGUGGGGGGGAAGGCGGCGUCGGGGGGUGGGAAGGCGGGGGAUACGAGGUUGGUGCGGUUUACGGGUCGGAGGACGAGUCGGAGGUUGGAGAGCGAUGAGAGUAGCGUCGCUAGUUUGAGGAGGCAUUGA
This is a messenger RNA of Letharia columbiana, 1311 nucleotides long. RefSeq lists its product as uncharacterized. The record is from RefSeq and is a predicted model, not a curated record. The transcript is spliced from 4 exons. NCBI's taxonomy places the organism in Eukaryota, Fungi, Ascomycota, Lecanoromycetes, Lecanorales, Parmeliaceae. Gene Ontology annotation, molecular function: G protein-coupled receptor activity. Gene Ontology annotation, biological process: adenylate cyclase-activating G protein-coupled receptor signaling pathway; cell surface receptor signaling pathway. Bases 1 to 1311 code for a protein of 436 amino acids. Gene Ontology annotation, cellular component: plasma membrane.